Molecule: messenger RNA, 1182 nt
Organism: Stegodyphus dumicola
Lineage: Eukaryota; Metazoa; Arthropoda; Arachnida; Araneae; Eresidae
Product: piggyBac transposable element-derived protein 4-like
Source: RefSeq, a predicted model, not a curated record
AUGUAUUUCACAAAUUAUGACGUGCAAGCGUUUCAAAAAAUAACAGAGGCAAUUCAUGUAAACGAUAAUGAGAUCGUUCUUCCAAGAGAUGACCCAGAUUAUGACAAACUUCAUAAGAUUAGACCUCUUAUUGAACACCUCAAUAAAAAAAUUGCCGAAGCUUUCAAACCAUCUAGUGUAUUGGCUGUUGAUGAAAGCAUGAUACCUUUCAAAGGCCGGUCUACCCUAAAACAAUACAUGCCUUUGAAACCAAUGAAGAGGGGAUACAAAGUUUGGUGUCUAGCUGAUUCAAAAACUGUAUACAUACAGAAAUUUGACAUUUAUACGGGUAAAACUAAAGAUCAAACUGCAACGGAUACAUUGGGAGAACGAGUGGUGCUCAAUCUAACAAGUUGUUUGGAAGGUACUGGAAGUGUCGUAGCAUUUGAUAAUUUUUUUACGACGGUCAAACUGAUGAAAAUAUUACAUGAACGCAACAUUUAUGCUCUCGGUACUGUAAGAACAAACCGAAGAGGUCUUCCCGCAAUAAUGAGAGAAAAAGUAAAGCUAGGGAGAGGGGAGUUUCAAUUCAAAAGCAAGGAGGACACUGCAGCCAUCAAAUGGAUGGAUAAUAAACCAGUGACCAUUCUUACAACAGUAAAUAGCCUAAGUACAACUUCAGCAGUCCCGAGGAAGAACAAGGAUGGAAGCAUUACUCAUGUAUCGUGUCCAACUGCUAUUGCCACAUAUAUUGAGAUUAUGGGAGCUGUUGAUCACUUUGAUCAACUUCGAGAAAGAUAUGAAAUAGGACGACGUUCCCGAAAAUGGUGGCAUCGAAUCCUGUACUUCCUAAUUGAUCUGGUAAUUGUGAAUGCCUUCAUUCUCUGGAAAGUAAGUAGAAAAGAUUCAGGACCUCAAGACCAAUUACAUUUUCGACUUCGGCUAGCACGGCAACUGAUUUCUGGAUUUUCAAGUCGAAAACGCAAAGGACGACCUGCAAGUUUCCUGAGCAGCAAGAAAACUGUUCCAGAUGACGUACGAUUGACUAAAGUGGGUGACCAUAUACCAACUGUACAAAAAACAUAUAGACGUUGCCGUUUGUGCUCUACUAAAGGACAUGAGAAGCGAACAAGAUACGUUUGUACAGCUUGCAAUGUCCCACUAUGUAUUAAUCCUUGUUUUCUGAAAUUUCAUGGAAAGUAA